AUGACUGUAUCAUGGAGUGGUUUCCCAAUUACUAAUAAUGGAAAAAUGUAUUUUGAUGGUUUGAAUAGCAGUUCUAGCAGGUUCACAUUAGAUUCAAGUAUAUCUUUAACCAAUACUGGUUUAAUGUCUUUUGGUCAAAAUGUAUCUUCAAAUUUUACUAAUAUUGUACACCUUACAUCAGGAUCUGUUAUUAAUAUUGGUACUAUUUGUUUGAAGAAUGUUAAGGCAUUUUUGGAAAUUUCCAUAGCAGGCGACGGUUGUAUUACAAUAGGUUAA
Arxiozyma heterogenica is the source of this 276-nucleotide messenger RNA. RefSeq lists its product as uncharacterized. Lineage: Eukaryota; Fungi; Ascomycota; Saccharomycetes; Saccharomycetales; Saccharomycetaceae. Bases 1 to 276 code for a protein of 91 amino acids. The record is from RefSeq and is a predicted model, not a curated record. The transcript has a single exon.